This is a messenger RNA of Phodopus roborovskii (desert hamster), 798 nucleotides long. It is a transcript of the gene Nrl, whose product is annotated as neural retina leucine zipper. The record is from RefSeq and is a predicted model, not a curated record. Gene Ontology annotation, biological process: regulation of transcription by RNA polymerase II. Gene Ontology annotation, molecular function: DNA-binding transcription factor activity, RNA polymerase II-specific; RNA polymerase II cis-regulatory region sequence-specific DNA binding. NCBI's taxonomy places the organism in Eukaryota, Metazoa, Chordata, Mammalia, Rodentia, Cricetidae. Gene Ontology annotation, cellular component: nucleus. The coding region runs from base 24 to 737 and encodes 237 amino acids. The transcript has 2 exons.
ACCUCUCUCAGCUCAGCCCCAGAAUGGCUCUUCCCCCGAGUCCCCUGGCUAUGGAAUAUGUUAAUGACUUUGACUUGAUGAAGUUUGAAAUAAAGCGGGAGCCCUCGGAGGGCCGAUCUGGACUCCCUACAGCCUCACUGGGAUCCACACCUUACAGCUCCGUGCCUCCUUCACCCACCUUCAGUGAGCCAGGCCUGCUGGGCAGCAGUGAGGGCCCCAGGCCAGGCCUGGAGGAGCUGUACUGGUUGGCCACCCUGCAGCAGCAGCUGGGGUCUGAUGAGGUGCUGGGGCUGAGUCCUGACGAGGCUGUGGAGCUGUUACAGAAUCAGGGCCAAGUCCCUGCAGAAGGGCCCCUGGACUACUAUUCAGGGAGCCCUGGAGAGACAGGAGCACAGCGUGCCCAGCUGCCAGAGAGAUUUUCGGACGCGGCGCUGGUCUCGAUGUCUGUGCGCGAGCUGAACAGGCAGCUGCGGGGCUGCGGGCGCGACGAGGCUCUGAGGCUGAAGCAGAGGCGCCGCACGCUCAAGAACCGCGGCUACGCGCAGGCCUGUCGCUCCAAGCGGCUGCAGCAGCGGCGCGGGCUGGAGGCAGAGCGUGCCCGCUUGGCCGCCCAGCUGGACGCACUGCGAGCCGAGGUGGCCCGACUGGCUCGCGAGCGCGACCUAUACAAGGCCCGCUGUGACCGGCUUACCUCCAGCGGCCCUGGGUCUGACGACCACGCGCACCUCUUCCUCUGAGCCUCUAGGGCAGGGGGUGUGGAGGUUUGGGGGUGUCUGGGUAGGUGGCACUAUACAGGAG